GCGUUGGCGAUUGGUGAAAAUAUUCAUCCUUCAAGCAAUUAUAUUCUAUCUAUGAACCCCGAAAAAGAACUAAAACCAACAAACUUUGUUCACCAGGCAACUAUUUUAAAUGAGACUGUUGCAAAAGAGCGAAGAUAUCAGAAGCUGUAUGCAAACUUCACAAUAAAUCCAUUUAGAAGAGGGUACCAUGAUAUUUUAAAGCGAACUGUUUGUCUGAAAAACCAAACAACGCGGAAAGUAUUGAGGCCGCUGACGUUAGAUCAUUUUCUCGAAAUUUUUAAACGCGCAGAAUUGGAACCUAAAAAACGCUAUUUGUAUCCACAGACCGAAAACCAGGAAUAUGGGUGGAUAUCAGAUAACUUGCUGAACAUGGAUAGAAACGACAGAAGAUUUUACUUUCCAAAUACUUCUUGUGAUAUUACACGAUUCAUGCAUAGCAUGUGGAAGCAGAAAGAACAGAGAAAGUUGAACACGUGA
Messenger RNA from Protopolystoma xenopodis, 477 nucleotides. The record is from the annotation of a GenBank genome assembly. NCBI's taxonomy places the organism in Eukaryota, Metazoa, Platyhelminthes, Monogenea, Polystomatidea, Polystomatidae.